Spizellomyces punctatus DAOM BR117 is the source of this 3185-nucleotide messenger RNA. RefSeq lists its product as uncharacterized. The transcript is spliced from 3 exons. Gene Ontology annotation, molecular function: nucleotidyltransferase activity; zinc ion binding; nucleic acid binding. NCBI's taxonomy places the organism in Eukaryota, Fungi, Chytridiomycota, Chytridiomycetes, Spizellomycetales, Spizellomycetaceae. The coding region runs from base 100 to 3129 and encodes 1009 amino acids. The record is from RefSeq and is a predicted model, not a curated record. Gene Ontology annotation, biological process: RNA 3'-end processing.
GGAACAAAGCUGAUCUUUACCCGAAAACCACCUUGUGAUUGGAGCUCACCGCUUGAUAGUGUAUUUUGGAGUCGGUACAUAGUUGGGGAAUGGAGUAAUAUGCUGAUUGCGGUGGGCUCCAACUUGAUGGAACCUCAGAAACCGGAUGCGAAAGAGCCAGAUCAGGACACUGCAAACUCAUUACGACAUGCUAUCGCUUCUGAUGUUGGACGCCAAGACCACCAUCGCGGCAAAGGAAGGAGGGGAAGAUUGUAUGACCAUUUGCGGGGACUUCUCGAUGGCCUUUUACUCCAACUUUCAGCGGCCGCCUUGUUUGUCAACCCUGACCGUACGUUGCCCAUAGAGCAGCUUAGUUCAGAGGUCACCACAGCGUAUGAGCGGUCGGAGAAGAGACCAGACGGAUUAGAUAUGCUCAUUGAGAACAAGAGUAUACCUGCCCAGGAAUCAAACGGAUCUGGAACCUCCAAAGAUCGCGCAGACGACCAAUUUCUAGCCGAUGAUGAUCCUCACGGAACUGCACCAAAAUACUCAAGAGAUGAAGUAAUUACUGCACUAAUGUCCAUGUCUGUGAUGCGUCGGAGUUUUCGAAAGUUUUUAAAGGAAGCUCGGCCUGUCGUGUUCCUCGAAGGAGAAUAUUGGGGUAUUUCUCUUUCAACACAGUCCCCCUACACAGCUAGCUUAAAGGUGGUGAAACCUGGUAAUAAGGCUCUAGAUAGUAUUGUCGGCAAGAAUUCUUCUCGAAAGCAAAGGGAAAGAGCAAAGCGAGAAGGGGCGAUCACCUCUGUGACAUCCGAGCAAAUUGAAAUCGCUAGGAUUGCACGGGACAUCGAAAGUGAUAAGGCCAAAGCAUUGAGCGAGGGAAGAUACGUGGAUUUAAAUGAUCCUGUUGCUGAACCGACCUCGGAGCUUUCUCCAGGAGAUCUGCACGCACUGGGUACCACUCUACAAGCUCUGUACCAGAGCUUGCUCCCUCCCGCAAAUGCGGUUCACAUCCGCAAUCGAUUCCUUGGACGGCUCCAGAAUAUCGUGGAUUGGAACUACGGAGAGUUCGUAAACUUGCGAGCACAAUUAUUUGGCUCAUCCGUUAACAAUCUCGGAUUUGCUUCGUCGGACGUCGAUGUGACCUUGGAGCUCCCAGCAUCGCAUGAUUUUGACCCUAAGCAGCUGAAAGAGUGGACAAGCAUGUAUCGUCUCGCCAGGGUUUUGCGACGCAACGGAAUGCAGCAGGUGGUACCGGUACAAGGAGCAAGAGUACCGAUAUGCAAAUUUUAUGAUCCCAAAAGUGAAUUGCAUUGCGAUAUCAACUUUGGAAAUGUCCUUGGAGUGCACAAUUCAAGACUAUUAAAGACCUACACUGAGAUCGACCCGCGGGUGAAGCCUCUCAUCAUGCUUGUUAAACUGUGGGCGAAAAACCGGGAUGUCAAUGACUCAGCAGAUGGAGCAACAAUAAGCUCCUACGCAUACUCCUUGAUGAUCUUGAAUUAUCUUCAGCUACGCGGUAUCAUUCCUUCCCUACAACUAUUGUUCGAUGGCCCUCAAAACAUUAUGAUGGUCCCGAGGCAACAAUCGAUGCCACGACGAAAACCCGAAAAAGGUAGGCCCUGGAGGGCAAAGCUCCAAACCAAUAAGGUCACCAUUACGGAAGAGCAGUCAGUCAAUGAAUUGCAAUCGCAUAUGGAGACUCUUUCCAUCGAGACCCCUGCGGUCGAUUGCGUGGAGGAUAGUGGACUUCAAGAUGAACAGCUGAAUGAACUUCAAGAUGAACAGCUGGUGGAAACGGAGUGCGUUGAAGACCAAUUGGAAGAUGGCGGAACUGGCAUGGAAGAGGAUGAGCAGAUUAUUGGCACCAUGAAUCAGAACAUGUUGAUGGCCAACGUUGCGUUCCUUGAUGACGUUACCCAUCCCAGUCUCAAACCAUACGUGUCUCGAUUCGCAUCCCUUACCUCUGCCGAUAUUUGGUGCGGUAAGGAUGGUGUUGCAUCUCUGUUCUAUGGCUUCUUGCGAUUCUACGGUUGGGAGUUCCGCUAUCGCCCGGAUCGAAUUGUUUCGGUGCGCCUUGGCAAAGUGCUCGACACGGUUACGCCGGACUUGGAGCAUUGGAUGAAAAAACCUGGCUUGAAGUUGAUUGUGGAAGAUCCUUUCCAAUUGGACCGAAACUGCACAGGUGUGGUAAUGGAUCCAGGGAAAGUCGUGACAGAAAUGCAACGGGCAGUAAAAUGCUUGCAUCAGAUAGAAGAUAGUCAGCAGAAUGUGCGCACCGUCAUCGCUGAAGUCUUUGAGCAAGUGCCACAUCUCAAAGAAAAGAAACGCAAUUUAGCCCCCAACCGCGUUUUCGGGCAGUUUUCCGACAGCGAACGCCCUGUCAAUGUGGAAUUAAUGGUGCAAGAUCUCCGCUCCGUUCUUGGUGACCUGCGGGACAGGUCACCCAUUUUUACAGAGUCUAGACCGCCCGUCAAACCUCCCGUCAGAGAACAGGCACGUCCGCUCCAUCUGUCAGGAAACAUAAACGAUGAAGAUUUAGGAGUCCCAUUAUCACGGAAGGCAUGGCAACAAGGGAAGCGAGUACCUAAAGCUCGUCCCGAAGGUGCAGGAAGUGGGACAAAACCUUUCAAGACCGCAAAUCGUGCAGAUUCAGUGCGGAUGAAAGGAUCACAAGAGCAAAUGACGAAAAUAUCCUCCUCUCCAAGACCUGUGCUAUCACCUCCCACCACGAGUACGCCCAAGGCGAAACCACGGACCCCAGUAGGAAAUCAACCACAAAGUGAACGACCGAGAGAGAAAGGGAAUACAAGAUCUACACCAAUCCAGGCAAACAACGAGCACCUGGGCGGAAAACGGAAUAAAAAGGGAACGCAGAGGCACAAUGAUCCUAUGACCGUCUCACAGGGCCAUGUGAAUAUCGUGAUUGAAGUAAAAAAAUCCAUAGAGCCUCCAAGUAGCUCCCAUCAUCCGCAAGCUGAACAAGAGAUAGACAGUAACCAGAAUCUUCAGCUAGUACCAGUGCGCAAGGCGGUGAACAGCGGUCAAGCGCUUACUACCAAACGCAGCUCAAGUGGACUGAAAAGGUGUUAUCUUUGCGGUGAUGUGGGACAUUUAAAAAAGAACUGUCCUGGAAAGAAAAAGUCUUGAUGACUGUAAAUAGAAAUCUUUAGAAAUAAGAUGAACUCUGAUGAGAAGGUGUUAGG